Molecule: messenger RNA, 276 nt
Organism: Cylicocyclus nassatus
Lineage: Eukaryota; Metazoa; Nematoda; Chromadorea; Rhabditida; Strongylidae
Source: the annotation of a GenBank genome assembly
AUGCAACUAUCUCACCUCGUGCUCGUGAUUCUAAGUCCGCUCAUACUUGUGAGAACAGCAACAGGAUCGGAAGCCGCUAUGGUUCCGCAAAAUAUUAGCCGGGGUUGGGAAAAUUCUUCGGCUUCCAGUGGAGGUUCCGGUAGAAUCCGGCGUGGGAUUCGCAUAAUGUUACCACCGCCACCACCCGUAAAUAUCAACAUCCACCCUCCUUCUUGGCAUCGAAAGCAGAGUGGAACAGAAGGUGGACAAGAACAACAAUAACACUAUCUCGCGAGU